AUGGACAACAUCUCCUCCUAUUCGUUGCUCACUCUCACAGCUUUGAAUGACUACAGCACAUCCAGCCGGAUCACUAUAUUCUGUUUUGCACUAUCAGGCUAUUGCUUGACUGUUUUUGUCAAUUUAGUCUUAAUUUCUAUAAUUCUUGUGGAGAAAAUUCUUCACCAGCCCAUGUACAUCUUUGUGUGUAGUUUAUGUAUAAAUGAAUUAUAUGGUGCCACAGGAUUUUAUCCAUCCUUUCUAUAUUAUUUACUUAUCAAAACAAAUGUCAUUUCUUUUGAAGAUUGUGUUAUUCAAAGUUUUGCCAUUUUUUGCUAUACAGGAGGUGAGUUUACUAAUCUAACUGUAAUGGCGCUUGAUAGGUAUUUAGCAAUAUGUCGACCACUUUACUAUCACACUGUAAUGACUUCUGUCACUGUUUGGAGACUACUGACUUUUAUUUGGAUGUUUCCUUGCCUUACUGCAUUAGUGAUGCUUCUGAUGACUCUCAGGUUUCCAUUAUGCAUGAAUCAGAUAGACAAAUUAUACUGUGAGACGUGGAUCUUAGAGAGACUUGCGUGCCAAGUCGACACUGCUCAGUUUGUGAUGAGUGGAAUAUUUGGAUGUUUUAUUAAUACCAUGAUUUGUUUUGUGUUUUGUUCUUAUAUAAAAAUAAUAAUCGCUUGUAAGCACUCUGUACAAAACCACAAGAAGUUUGUGACUACCUGUUUACCACAUUUGGUUGCUUUUUUGAAUUAUGUGUUAUGGUCUCUUAUUAAUGUGACAUAUGUCCGGUUUGGAAGCAGCAUUCUGCCUCAGGCUUUUAAAAACUUCAUGUCAGUUUCCUAUAUGGUUGUUCCUCCUCUUGUCAAUCCCAUAAUCUAUGGAAUAGUAUUAACUCCCAUUAGAACUAAAGUUAUAUAUGCACUCCAAGGAUUAAAAAGAAAAGAUAAGGCAGAACAAGAAAUUUGA
Messenger RNA from Paramisgurnus dabryanus, 951 nucleotides. Its product is annotated as olfactory receptor-like protein OLF3. Gene Ontology annotation, biological process: G protein-coupled receptor signaling pathway; detection of chemical stimulus involved in sensory perception of smell. Gene Ontology annotation, cellular component: membrane. Lineage: Eukaryota; Metazoa; Chordata; Actinopteri; Cypriniformes; Cobitidae. Gene Ontology annotation, molecular function: G protein-coupled receptor activity; odorant binding; olfactory receptor activity. The record is from RefSeq and is a predicted model, not a curated record.